AGGCUGGGCUUGCAAUACCAGCAGCCUUUUCUGCUCCUGAUCUAACAAGCGGCAACCGGAGCAACAGAAGCAGCAGCAGCAGGCGACUUGUCAAGUCCCGGGUCUCGCGUCUCCGUUUCUUGACGCUUCCGACCCAGCGGAGCUGCAUGCGCGCGAGGAAGCCCAGCGGGAGAGAAUGGCAGUGCUCAAGCUCGCCGACCAGCCCCCGCUGGUUCAAGCAAUUUUCAAUGGUGAUCCUGAUGAGAUACGUAUGUUGAUCUACAAAACAGAAGAUGUCAACGCUCUGGACACAGAGAAGAGGACCCCUCUUCACGUUGCAGCUUUCCUGGGGGAUGCAGAGAUAAUUGAGCUUCUCAUCUUGUCAGGGGCACGUGUCAAUGCCAAGGACAACAUGUGGCUGACCCCUCUGCACCGAGCAGUUGCUUCAAGGAGCGAAGAAGCAGUGCAAGUAUUGAUUAAACAUUCGGCUGAUGUGAAUGCCCGGGACAAGAACUGGCAGACCCCCCUGCAUGUAGCAGCUGCAAAUAAAGCCGUGAAGUGUGCCGAAGUGAUCAUUCCGCUUCUGAGUGGCGUCAACGUCUCUGACAGAGGGGGUCGAACCGCAUUACACCAUGCAGCUCUGAAUGGCCAUGUCGAAAUGGUGAACUUGCUUUUGGCUAAAGCGGCAAACAUCAAUGCUUUUGACAAAAAGGACCGGAGAGCUUUGCACUGGGCUGCAUACAUGGGCCACUUGGAAGUUGUUGCAUUGCUGAUCAGUCAUGGUGCGGAGGUGACAUGUAAAGAUAAGAAGGGUUACACUCCACUUCAUGCUGCUGCAUCGAAUGGGCAGAUCAGUGUGGUGAAACACUUUCUCAAUCUUGGUGUGGAGAUUGAUGAAAUGAACGUCUACGGAAAUACGGCACUUCAUAUUGCUUGUUAUAAUGGGCAGGAUUCUGUGGCUAACGAGCUGAUUGACUAUGGAGCUAAUGUCAACCAACCUAAUAACAGUGGAUUCACUCCCCUGCAUUUUGCUGCUGCUUCUACACAUGGAGCUCUUUGUCUGGAAUUGUUAGUGAAUAAUGGAGCAGAUGUUAACAUUCAGAGUAAAGAUGGGAAGAGUCCAUUGCACAUGACAGCUGUGCAUGGGAGGUUUACGCGGAGUCAAACUCUCAUUCAGAAUGGAGGUGAAAUUGACUGUGUUGAUAAGGAUGGCAACACCCCUCUCCACGUGGCUGCAAGAUAUGGACAUGAGCUUUUGAUUAACACCCUAAUAACCAGUGGAGCUGAUGCUGCCAAAUGUGGCGUCCACAAAAUGUUCCCCUUACACUUGGCAGCAUUGAAUGCCCAUGCCGACUGCUGUAGGAAGUUGCUGUCAUCAGGACAAAAGUAUAGCAUAGUAUCCAUGUUUAGUAAUGAGCACGUGCUGUCUGCAGGCUUUGAAAUAGACACCCCAGAUAAAUUUGGAAGAACGUGCCUCCAUGCCGCUGCUGCAGGAGGUAACGUUGAUUGUGUAAAACUCUUGCAGAGCAGUGGAGCAGAUUUCAAUAAAAAAGACAAACAUGGAAGGACACCUCUGCACUAUGCAGCUGCAAAUUGUCAUUUCCAAUGUAUGGAGACGCUGGUGACCACGGGGGCCAAUAUUAACGAAACAGAUGACUGGGGACGGACGGCUUUACACUAUUCUGCUGCCUCAGACAUGGACAGAAAAAGAAAGAAUAUUUUGGGUAACUCCCAUGAAAAUGCUGAAGAACUUGAAAGAGCCAAUGAAAUGAAGGAAAAAGCAGCCGCAUUGUGUCUAGAAUUCCUUCUUCAAAAUGAAGCCAACCCGUCAAUCCAGGACAAAGAUGGGUACAAUACCGUGCAUUAUGCUGCUGCUUAUGGACACCGGCAGUGUUUAGAACUGCUUCUGGAGAAAACGAGCCACAUUUUUGAGGAAUCCGAUUCAACAGCUACAAAAAGCCCUUUGCACUUAGCUGCCUAUAAUGGUCAUCAUCAAGCCUUGGAGGUCCUUCUCCAGUCUCUGGGAGAUCUGGAUAUUAAGGACGAAAAAGGACAUACUGCCUUGGACCUGGCUGCAUUUAAGGGACACACCGAAUGUGUGGAAGCUCUCAUCAACCAGGGUGCUUCUGUUAUGGUGAAGGAUAACAUCACCCAACGGACCCCGCUUCAUGCCGCAGUUAUCAAUGGACACACACCAUGUUUGCGGCUUUUGUUAGAAGUAGCAGAUAACCCUGACGUGACCGAUGCGAAAGGACAAACUCCCUUGAUGCUAGCUGUGGCUUAUGGGCACAUAGAUGCCGUCGCCUUGUUACUUGAAAAAGAAGCAUCAGUGGAUGCAGCUGAUUCCUUGGGAUGCACUGCUUUACAUCGAGGGAUUAUGACAGGGCAUGAGGAGUGUGUUCAAAUGCUGUUGGAACAAGAAGCAUUGAUAAUGUGUAAGGACGCCAGAGGCAGGACACCUCUACAUUAUGCAGCAGCUCGUGGUCAUGCCACAUGGCUGAGUGAAUUGUUGCAGUUGGCGCUUUCAGAAGGGGACUACAAUUUUAAAGAUAAUCAAAGUUAUACACCUUUGCACUGGGCUUCUUAUAAUGGUAAUGAAGGCUGUAUAGAGGUACUGUUGGAACAGAAACCUUUCCGCAACUUUAUCGGGAACCCUUUCUCUCCAUUGCACUGUGCUGUAAUCAAUGAUCAUGAAAAUUGUGCGUCGCUACUCAUCGGGACCAUUGGUGUUGGCAUUGUCAAUUGUAAAGAUGACAAAGGAAGAACACCGCUUCACGCAGCAGCCUUUGCGGACCACGUAGAAUGCUUGCAGCUUCUCUUAAGCCACAAUGCACAAGUAAAUGCUGCAGAUAAUUCAGGGAAAACACCACUUACGAUGGCUGCUGAAAAAGGACACGUAGGUGCUGUAGAUUUUUUGGUGAACAGCGCGAAGGCUGAUCUAACUUUGAAAGAUAAGAACUCGAAUACAUCCUUGCACUUGGCUAGCAGUAAAGGACAUGAAAAAUGUGCCUUGUUGAUACUUGACAAGAUACAAGAACAGAGCCUUAUUAAUGCAAAAAAUAAUGCAUUACAGACACCUCUUCAUAUUGCUGCACAGAAUGGCUUGAAGAUGGUAGUUGAGGAGUUGCUAGCGAAAGGGGCAUGUGUACGAGCAGUAGAUGAAAAUGGUCAUACACCAGCCCUGGCUUGCGCUCCUAACAAAGACGUGGCUGACUGCCUGGCACUCAUUUUGGCUACCAUGAUGCCUUUUUCUCCUUCCAGUACAAUGACGGCUCUCAACUUCGUUUCUUUUAAAAAAGACAAUUUGAGCAGGACUCACCUCUGCAAUAGCUCAAAUACGAGCAGCACCAUUGACUCCUAUAGCAAACCCUUAAGUAAUGAUGUAGGAGCAGAAAAUGGAUACAAUGAAAACGAUUCUGAUUCGGAAACAUUUUGACUUUGGCAUUCAGUGCCCUUUUCCUCAGUUGCAUUUGGAUCUAAGUUGGUAUUUUCCUUUUUUAAAAAAAAAAGAAUAAAAAAGGACAAUGAAUCCCAGAAUUACAGUUGACUUUCACUUUUGACUGGAAUGAGUACAGUUAGGCAACGGAAGGCUUACAGUUGCCGUUAAACAGAGCCUUUAAGAAAACUGGUUUUUAUUGAAAUGCAUUCAUGUUAAUGUUCUGCUACUUCCAGCUGUCACGCUUUCCAUAGGUCCUCGUGACUCCUGUGGAAGUCUCUACCUCCUAUUGUAUGCAGAAAGCGAAAGCUGCCCUAUUCAUUUUGACAGCACAAGUAAACAGGGGGGCUGUUGUGUACAUAUCACGGUGUUAGCUAGGGUAUACUGCUAAUAUGAAGACAUUUUUUUCCAGUACAGUAUUUGUAGAUCAUGGGAAGAAACUCUCCAUCUCUCUUCACUUUUAUUACCUAUAGUUAUCUAGUCUUCGUUUUUAGAUAUCUUUGUUAUACAAACCAAAGAUAAAGCCACAGGUUGUUGUUUUUCCGUUUCGUUUCUUUGCUGUUUGCAAGCACUGCACUGCCAGUAUCACCACUUUCUACGGAAAUUAAAACUUCUAAAUUCUACAUGAGAUGUAUUAAGCACUUCAGUACACAAAAGGCACUUUUAAAAGACAUUAGCCACACUUUCAUUUGCAAUUUGAAAGUUUUAGGACCAAAUCUUGCUUGCCUCAGUCAUUGCACAUAUCCACCUGCAGCAAAGAGAUUAUCGGUAAAGCAGAUAUUAUUUGCCUUCCUUUUUCAUUAUUUGGCACAAUCUUGCUUGGCUAUUUGCACUUCGCAGUUAAGAAUCCCUGGAAAUGUGUUGCCUGUGCUAUCAAGGCAAUGAUAUGUUUGAAAAAAAUCAGCUAUACAUUGAUAAUGCACCUAAAUGUUUGUUGUUUGCCAAAAUGAAUUAUUCCCCCCAUUUUCUUUAGUGUUUAUAAGUUGUAUUUUUUUUAUCUUGAGCAUUUUCUGGUUUAAAAAUUCUGCAACAUCUGAGCUACAUCAUGUUGCUGUUGUCUCUAAUUACUAUUACUGUGGUUAAGCUAUACACAGCAGAUAAAACCAAAACAGGCGAAGUAAAAAAAAAGAAGCCAAACAAUCAUCAGGAACUACAUAAGGCAAUUGCAAUAUAUUAAAAAAGGCCUGCUGAUCAUCAGCUUUCUUAUUAAACAUCUGCAUUAUGAAUAUCUACUCCUUCUGCCAAAGCUUCUAGGUCAAAUGGACCCUGUUCCUCGCCUGAGAAAGAUGUACGGAAAGAAGACUGAGACUCUUAAAAGACAAAGAACUAACCAGCUAUACCACGAGGACCAAAAGGCUUCAGUAUCUUAAAUGGGAAGAUGUAUUAUUUUUUUAAUAAUGCAAGUGAAAAUUCAAAUAACUUUUCUAAUCACACAUGCACACAAAAGUCUUUUAUGUAAUUAAAAGAGUCUUCUUGGCUGUAUUGUACACUUUAAGACACAAAUUUCUAGUUGACAUUUGUAACUGAUGGAUGAUGUGUUGAUCACAGUUUAUUUUUCCAGACUAGAAAAUGUUCAUACUUUUAAUGUUAAAUGUGUUUAUAUUUAUUUGAAAUGAAACAAGUGCCCAGAAAAAAAAGACCAUGGUUUGUUCUUUUUUUAAAAAAGUUUUUAUUAUGUCUUAUUAGCUAUACAUUUAGGGAAGCCUAGCUACUGAGGUUUUUUUUUUGUUCUUUUUUUUGUUCUUGUAUAGCAAGCUGGGUGAAAUGUGAAAGCAAAGCUCUCUUUGUGCCCAGUAUGGCAUGGGGAAUGGAGGUAUAUAUUGCUUUUUCAAUAGAAUUGGAUGCCAGAGUAGAGGGGUCUGCAUUUUAAAAAGUCUGUAGUGUAUUUGUUCUCCCUGCGAGGAAAUAGUGUUCCACAUCUCAUAGCAAAAUGAAGACUAAAGAACCAGGAGUGAACUGCCUUUCUUCACGAAAAAGUUAUAUUUUGGAUCUGGGGUGGGAAACCCCAGGCCCAGAGACUAUAUGUGGCCUUCCAACCGUCUCCAUCUUGCCCCUGAGAGUCACCCCAGGCUACACCUUCUCAAACCUUCUCCCUGGGCCAUACCAUUCGCUGGCCCUACUUGCACCCUACCUGCUAUGUGUAGAAACGUAAGCUAACAUUAAAAGGUAAUAUUUGCAUUCCUGGCUCCUCCCACUUUUGCCUCAGGCCUUGCUCACUGCAGGUACCGUAUAUGACCGCCUGCCCCCCCACUUGGGAAGUUGCCCAGAGGGGAAUGUGACCCUUGGUCUGGAAAAGGUCCCCCAUUGUUGCUUCAGAUCAGGGUUUCCCAAACUUGGGUUUCUAGCUGUUUUUGGACUACGACUCCCAUCAUCCCUAGCUAGCAGCCAGCCUCUCACUUUCUACCACCUCCUUUCCUUGGCCCUCUUUCACCCAUUCCUACCUUUCCUCAUCUUUUCCUCCUGCAUGCCCUAUUCCUUCAGAGGGUUUCAUGCUACAUGUGCAGAGCAUGAAAAAUGGGUGUUGAGUAGCUAGGACUAAGGGGGACAUGUUUCCCUCUCCUUGGUCCUUGUCCUGGUUUUGAGCUGUCUUCCUUUUAUCUUCUCCCUAGGCUCCUGCCUGUCUUUCCUUCUCCUCCUGGCUUCUUCGGGGGUUUUCUUCGGGAGAACUUAUGCUCCCCCCCCCCCCCGGAAAACAAAAGAGGCUUCCUUUCUCUAGGAUCAGAUGGUACUGAGGGCCACAGCACCCAGAACAUUCUGUAUGUUGCCACUUAUGCCCGCAGAUUCCCCAUCCUAAUACGUACUUCUGCAGUAGGAAAUGUAGUGUGAGAACUCACCCCCAGUUACAGGUCUGGUCCCCAAUAACAUCAAAAUAAAACUGACACAGACUACAGGAUGAUUCAUAACACCCACUGUUAGGCUCGACAAGGAAUAGUCUACCUGCAAGUUCACAGGCUGACCAAGUGGUCAGCAAUUAGCGCUCCUGCUUUUAUGGAACACAACAGCCUUCCAAGCUAGCUUUGAGCAGAACA
This is a messenger RNA of Zootoca vivipara (common lizard), 6444 nucleotides long. RefSeq names its product ankyrin repeat domain 44 (gene ANKRD44). NCBI's taxonomy places the organism in Eukaryota, Metazoa, Chordata, Lepidosauria, Squamata, Lacertidae. Gene Ontology annotation, molecular function: protein binding. The record is from RefSeq and is a predicted model, not a curated record.